CGCUGAUGGGCCGGUCCCUUCAGGCGAUGCUUCCGUGAACCAUCAUCACCUCGAGGCACCCACCCUUAUUGGGCCUCUUCAAGGCCGGGCUGCCAAGUCGUGACCAUUCAUCACCAAAGUAGCCACUCUGGACCAUUCAUCACCAAGGCAGGCACGGGUGCUGACGAUCACCCUGAACUGAACCUGCUCUGCUCCUCCCAUCGACACCUUCGACACUGUCAAAGCUCUGAAAUUGAAUAAGCUUGCAGUUUGGCACUCCGGCGACAUCAGUAGGGGAUUUAAAAGAAGCGCGAUCUCUGAGGUCAGACGAUGGAUGCCGUCGCCGUCGGGGAUGCGCGUCGUGUGCCGGCGGCAGAAUCCGUCGCCGGGCCGGUGCCGCCAGGUGCGGCUUGCAGCAAUGGACAACAGCUAUGGGCUACGAGCGCAGCCUGCAAGAUUGCAAGACCAUGUAGAGUGUCAUCAUAUCAAGAUGUGUAAUCCAAGCAAUGCACCGCUCUUCUCUUCAUCACAGGCGAAGGUAGCUGUAAACUAACCCUGGUGCACCUCUUAAAAGAAAUAUAAUUCUUAGUAGAAAUACAUAAUGCAUGGUGUAUUUGGGUCUAGUUAGUGGUAAAAAAAAUUUUACCAUGGUGCCAUGGCACCACCGCACCAGGGUACAUCAACGUAGCUUUGCCACUGCUCUUCAUACCUGGUAUAUGAACUGUAUUUAUGUGUUCGUUCAUUGGUGCGAAAGCGGCCAAAUUAUUCAUAGGCCAUUUUUUCCACUGAUGAGACAAAAUUAGGAGAAUGGAAUCUUUGCUACUACUGAAGAGAAAGAUACCUGCCACCAGAUUUGUUUAGUCCCAGCUAGUGCAACACUCAACUAUUACAUGUCUUCUGUGCUUGCACUCUUCUGCCAAGUUCCAUUUUAUUAGUUUUAUGAGUGCUUUAGGUGGGAUUCUAUUUUAUAUUAUCUCAUUUGUUUCAUUACUUCUGUUCCUUGAAUUUCAAGUGUUCUCCCAUAGUGACCCUACUACUGCAAUACUACUAAAGACAGCUUUUCGCGUUACUCCUAUUAUCAAUCUGGUCUAGUGUUUCAUUUCAUCAUAAGAGGGGACAAGGGAGGUUGAACUGAGAGGGAGUUCAUGGAGAUGGAGGGCAGGGGCUUGUCUGACUUGUUCAGGAACACCAGUGAGGAGAUCUUCCUCAAGGCAGUGAUGGAGAACUCUAUGGGUGUGGCAGCUGCACCAAGUAUGGAGAUGUUGGGGUUCAGGAAUAUGUCGCAAAGUUUCAGAGAAGACAGCGAGGAGUUGUUCAACAGCUGGCUUAUGAAUGGAGAGAUCCCAGGAUUUGGUUCAGCAAACAAUCGUCCUCGACAGCCAUCUAGGUUGUCAUCAGAAGCUGCAGGCCUUCCGAAUCAACAGCAUGACAUUGCUCAACAAAAUUUUCUCACUGACAACUUGGUUCCACAGAAUUCAGCAAUUCCUUCUGUUGAAUAUCCAAAUAAUAAUAACCAGCAAUUACUCAAGAAUGCUGCGGAGAAAGGAAUGCAGGCUAGUGACCUACUUCUAGCAAAGGCCUGGUUCCACAGCACUCAACCAAUGACUAGAAGCCGUUCCUCAGAACUAAGGAGAAGAUAUGCUGCAAUGCAGACUCAUGUGGCACCAAUAACUACAGGAUGCAUUGAACCAGCUAACCAAUUCAAACAAGAUUUUACAAACACAACAAACAGUACUCUGAUGAGCAACACACCUGUUCAGACUCCAAAAUUUGUAUCUCCUGUUCAGACUCCAAAAUUUGUAUCUCCUUCAAGUUCAUCAACAUCCCCACUGGAUAAUCCAAAUAUGGUGUCACAAGAUACAGUUACCUCAGUUGUGAGUAUGCUCAAGGACACGCUCGAGCGCAAGAAGCUCGGUAGCCAUGCUAACAAAGACACCACAGUAGGCAAUUCUUUUGGAUUCUAUGACACUCAGCAGUUUCAACAAAACAUUCUUGGAGGAACAGAUAUCUUUCCCCUAGUGACAACAUCCCAUGUUCAGGAUUCCCCGAUGCUUCCAAAAGUUGAUAGGCCCAUGGAACCAAAUAAUGGUAACUUUGCUGCCCCUGCAAAUCAGGUUUGGUUCGGCGCAGCAUCUCGAGAGGCCUCGCACAGCGGAUCAUCUACUGCUAUGACUGCUCAUUCAGCUGGAUUUGAAGUGUGUGAUGAGCUACCUCCUAUGGGGCAAGCAAUGUCUGUUUGUGAGAGCACUAGAAAAAAUGCUGCAAAUGGAGCAACUGACUGCAGAUCAAAAGGCAAAGAAUACAGGGAGAGGAUCCUAAAGGAUAAUGUGAAAGAUGACAGAAAGAAAACGGCAUUAACUCGAAUGGGAUCCAUUUCAUCAGAGCAAGCAGCUUAUGCAGCUGAUAAUGGAGAUCCUACAAAGAAGCGCAGGGUUGAGCGCUCACGCAAAAUGGCAGAAGCAAAGGAAAGAAGUUCCACACCAGUAAUACCAUCUGACAUGCAAGCUGUACUUAAGCGUUGCGAAACCCUUGAGAAGGAGGUCCGAUCACUGAAGCUUAACCUAUCUUUCAUGAACAGGAAAGAUUCAGAACAGACCAAACAGAUCGAGGAGCUUCAGAAGCAAAAUGAGGAGUUGACUGAAGAGAAGGAGCGGCUACUAGAAGAGAUCGAAAGAGUUGUAUCUGACUCCAACACAUGAUCACCUAAUAUCUUUUCGACCUGUUUCUCUGAGCUAAUAGAAUUAGACUUGAAAAGUCCUAGAAACAUAUAUACACAAAAUCCAGAAGGGCAGCGAGGAUUACAGCACUGCCCUGAAUGUACUAUUCUUUUCCAUGCUAUCUCAAGUUUAACAUGUACCACCAACCAAAGGGGUCAGGGAUUACAUUUUGCUUC
Messenger RNA from Panicum virgatum (switchgrass), 2872 nucleotides. RefSeq names its product protein CYCLOPS-like. Bases 1125 to 2678 code for a protein of 517 amino acids. The transcript has 13 exons. The record is from RefSeq and is a predicted model, not a curated record. Gene Ontology annotation, biological process: arbuscular mycorrhizal association. NCBI's taxonomy places the organism in Eukaryota, Viridiplantae, Streptophyta, Magnoliopsida, Poales, Poaceae. Gene Ontology annotation, cellular component: nucleus. Gene Ontology annotation, molecular function: sequence-specific DNA binding.